AUAACCUUCUUACUAUGACGCAACAAAAAAUAGUUCAAGAGAUAUUUCUUCCUUCAAUACAUGAUGGUAUUCGAUUAGAAGCAAGAUUAUCCUAUUGGAAGACCAAAGAAAAUGUACAAGAACAAGAAGAUAAAGCCGUUAUCAUAUCACAUCCUUAUGGUCCAUUAGGUGGUAAUAAUAAUAAUAAUGUAGUAGUUACAGUUGAAAAUUUCUUUCUUCGUAAAGGAUAUUUGACGCUUGCAUUUAAUUUUAGAGGAAGUGGAAAAUCAAAAGGAAGAACAAGUUGGACAGGAGAACCAGAAAAUAAUGAUUUCAGGACGAUGUUAAAUUUUUUAGCAAAUUCCGGAAAAAUAAGUGAUGAUAACAUAGUAAUAAUUCCAAAAAUAUCUGGAGUUAUAAUUAUCGGCUAUAGUUAUGGAUCAUUAAUGGCUACAUCAUUGACAUCAUCACCAACGCAGUAUCCAUUUACAACAUCAUUUGUUUUAAUAUCUUUACCACUAUCUGUAAUAUGGUUUCUUACGUUCUUUCGUUCGUCAGCUUAUCAAACUAAUUUACAAAAUUUACUUUCAUCUUCUUCAACUAGAGUAUUAUUUAUAUUUGGUGAUAGUGAUCAAUUCACAAGAGCGAGUAAAUAUAAACAAUGGAUUAAAGAUAAUAAUGUAUUGGGGAAUGAAAGAUGGAAUGUUGUGGAGUUGAAAGGUGUGGAUCAUUUUUUUGUUUAUCAACAAAUGGAAGAUGUUUUAAUUGAUGUUAUUCAGAAAUGGCUACAAGUUGAUAGCACAAGUGGAAGUGAGAAUUAGUAAUAUAUUAAUUAAUUUAAUAUUUAUGCUGAUUAAUUAGAUAAAAUUUAUAUUUAAUACAAACUAUAUUAACUAAAUAAAGAGAAUGUAAACAUAUUUUUAAAUACUUUAAAAAUUUAUACAUAAUAAAAUAUUGUAUACUUUUGCA
Rhizophagus irregularis DAOM 181602=DAOM 197198 is the source of this 948-nucleotide messenger RNA. RefSeq lists its product as uncharacterized. NCBI's taxonomy places the organism in Eukaryota, Fungi, Glomeromycota, Glomeromycetes, Glomerales, Glomeraceae. Gene Ontology annotation, molecular function: hydrolase activity. The record is from RefSeq and is a predicted model, not a curated record.